Penicillium soppii is the source of this 417-nucleotide messenger RNA. RefSeq lists its product as uncharacterized. NCBI's taxonomy places the organism in Eukaryota, Fungi, Ascomycota, Eurotiomycetes, Eurotiales, Aspergillaceae. The transcript has 2 exons. The record is from RefSeq and is a predicted model, not a curated record. The coding region runs from base 1 to 417 and encodes 138 amino acids.
AUGUCCAGCCCAGAAAAAGGUAACGAGGCUGCUACCGCCGCCAAGCUACCCGACAUGGCUCCCUGGGAGCUUCGCCUGAUCAUUUUCGGAAGCCUCUGCUACGGCGACGCCAAGAUCGAUCUUGAUAAGCUGGCCACUCUUGCCGGCAUCAAGAAGAGCUCCGCCUCGAACUACUAUAGAGUGAAGCGCCGCCUCGAGGCUCUUGUUGACGACGACGCAGCCGCAAAGGAUGGUACCAGCUCCAAGCAUGAAUCCUCCCCCACAGCCUCUCCCAAGAAGCAGCGCGCUACCAAGCGCCGCAAGACGGUUUCCAAGACCAUUGUUGAGCCAGAGAACCCCGAGGACGCCAACCAGCCUGAGGAACAGGAGAAGCUCGCUACAAACGUCGCCAUUAUUGAUUAUGAACCCGCUGAGUAA